UCUCCCUCCCAUCUGGGGCGGAAGUGAGGUUGGGACGGUGUCCGGUUGCUGCGCAGAUUCGGGAGGGGAGCGAUUGAGCUAGGGGGAGAGGCAGACCAUCGGACAGACAGAGGGACAGAGGGAAAGAGGGAUCGCCGCACAGCCCGGGCCGCUCUAGCAGCUUCUGAGAAGGCGCCGGCCGUGACGAAGACUAGCCUCCGGAGCCCAGCAUCAGCGCCCCGAGCCCGGAACGUCUUCGGCGGCGGCGGCGGCGGCCGCAUCUCUCCUCCGGGGCCUCCCUACCCCCAGCGUCCAGCGUCGUCCGAGAACCGAGGCCGAAUCCCCGCCGCCGCCGCCGCCGCCGCCGCCGCCGCCUGAGCCCGCGCCCCAGCCGCCGAGGCUGCUGCCGGGGGACCGAAGCAGGGAGAGCCCCUGCAGCCGCCACCCGAGCAAGCUAGCCCGCCUGCCCCCGUCGUCGCGGCUCGUUCUUGAAAUCAUGAAUCCUGUUUAUAGCCCUGGAUCUUCAGGGGUUCCCUAUGCAAAUGCCAAAGGAAUUGGUUAUCCAGCUGGCUUCCCAAUGGGCUAUGCAGCGGCUGCUCCUGCCUAUUCCCCUAAUAUGUACCCUGGAGCAAAUCCAACUUUUCAAACAGGUUAUACACCCGGUACACCAUAUAAAGUGUCCUGUUCACCCACCAGUGGGGCAGUGCCACCUUAUUCAUCAUCACCGAACCCUUAUCAGACUGCAGUGUACCCAGUUCGAAGUGCCUAUCCACAGCAGAAUCCAUAUGCACAGCAAGGCACUUACUACACCCAGCCUUUGUAUGCAGCACCACCUCAUGUAAUUCAUCACACCACAGUUGUGCAACCAAAUGGCAUGCCAGCAACUAUGUACCCUGCUCCCAUUCCUCCCCCAAGAGGAAAUGGUGUGACUAUGGGAAUGGUUGCUGGGACCACUAUGGCAAUGUCAGCAGGUACUUUGUUGACUACUCAUUCCCCUACUCCAGUAGCCCCUCAUCCAGUUACUAUGCCCACAUAUCGGGCCCCAGGAACACCAACCUAUAGCUACGUGCCCCCACAAUGGUGAUCAUCCUGGCAAAUGUUUGAAGAUGGGAGAUAUGCAAUCAAGUAAUUGAGGUUUAACAGUUGGUGCUGAAGUCCCUCAUGCCUCCAACCAGGACUUUCUUUCUUCUGAAUGCUUUCAACACUUUGCUAAACACUACUAAAUUCAGAUCACUGAAGAUUUCCAGUGCUGCAUAUCUUACAUCUUGGAACUCCAGUAGUUAGUCUUAAAGCAAAUCCUGUUUUGUGGACUGUCUUGCAAUUUUUUAGCUAACUAUAAUGAUAAAAAGGGAGUAUAAAUUUAUUCUGAUCCAUAUCUAGUUGAAUGCAUGUUUAAAUACACACACACACACAUACACACACACUCACACACACAAACACAUACCCUUACAUGCACACACAUACACACAAAAACACACACACACACACAAACACAAACACACACACAAGCUUGCUCAAUCUACCUGCAAUGACUGAUGCAAAACCAUCAUAUGCAAAAUCCAAAGGAACUGAAAAGUAUUUUACAACUUGUUAUCAAUGCACUGUUGUAACGUAUGCAAAGUCUUAAAAAGGUAGAGUCGUGAAAGUGAAUUUCUUUAUAGAACAUCAUAAUACUCAUUAGUAAGUGCUUCAACUUUUGGGGGGUUGAUAAGUUGACAGUUAAGGACAUGGAUUUUUUUUUUUUUUUUUUCAUUUUAGGCAAUUAUAUUUCUUUUCCAAUUGAAUUCAGUUAUUACAAGUAGAAGUGACUGGAGGAAAGAUCUGGCAGGGACAAAAUUCCUGCACAAAAUCAGUUUUCCAAGCAUCCCUUUUUCAGUUGUAUUAUAUGGAGUCAGUGUUACAUAGAUUUUCUUAAAGAUCAGAAUGAAAUGCUAGAUUGUGUGGCCAGUAAGAGGGGGUAAGGUGAACAAAGCGCCUUUUUUUUUUUUUUUUUUUUUUUUUGGUUGCUUAAAUUUUGAAUGCAAAUUUCUACUACAAAUUCUGGAGAAGUAAUUUCUAUAUCUUAUUGAAAACACAUCAAGUAUAUAAUCAUCAUAUUUCCAUGCGAUGAAGGAUAGGUUUAAAAGUGAUACUGCCACACUAUUGGGACAUAUCAGAUUCCAGUUUAUUCCAUUUGUUUCCUAAAAAAUGUUCGGUUCAGCUGAAAAAUAUAUGUACAUUUUGACCUAACUUACUUUAAAAAAAAAAUGUAACAAAACGUGUAGGGCACUGCUAGGUGUCCCCCCCACUCCCCCCCACAAAUAAGCAAGAAUUCAGUUAUACGUUAUGAAUAAAGUUUGUAUGCUUAAGAAUUUAAGGGGAACAAAGCAAGGUUUUUUUUUUUUUUUUUUUAAAUGUCCUUAAUCUGAUGUUUCUUAUAGUGGAUUAUGCAUACAUUUGUAGCAGGGCUGUCAGAAAAUAUGAACAUUAAAAAAAUAGGGAGUUUUUCUUUCAAUUUGCCAAUUGAUUUCUGACCAUAGUAUGGGCUGCUUGUGAGUCACAGUAUUUUUUGAUGCAAACUUAAAUUUAAUUUUACCUCAGAUGUCAUUUGGGAAGCAUGACCAUGAGUCCAGCUGCAGAUUAGUGUUUUGUUAUUGUUGAGUCUAUUCCAUUGUCCUUUCCUUCUUUCUUACAACAGUAAUAAUUCAACUCAAAGUAAAUGCUGUUAGGAAUGAAGGACUAGCAUUAGAAUCAAUUUGCAUGCCAGAAAUAUUGCUGAAAGGAAUUUAACUUAGAAAUCUGAAUAUUGUGGGAAAAAAUCACAAGGGUUGGUUUUGUGUCCCCCCCCCUUUCCUGUCCUCCCCCCAGAGCCUGAUUGACUUAAUAUAUGUGAAUCUGAUAAGUUAUAGUGCAGUAAAUGGCUACAUUUUGUUCCCUUUUAAGAGUUUACAGAGAGGUCUGUCAGGCUGUAGCAUAUGCAGUUUUAUUACAACCCACAAGUGAGUUUGAAUGGCACGUUUUUGUGGGAGGGUGGGAUAUCCUGCUCCUUUUGUGGAUUUGACAACUCCUUCAAGCUAGUACCCUAUGCCUCCACUCCAGUAUCCUUCCCUGGUGGGGAGGGAUAUGUGCUCCUGAACAACCCGUUGAGAUGAGUGAGAGUCUUUAGUAACUUUAUUUUUUACAGUAAGCACUCUUUUUUUUUUAAAAAAACUUCAACAAUUUAGUUUAUAAAAUUUAGGAAUAUUUUUGCAUGGAUCACUGUAAACAGAAGACCCUUUAUUCCUAAUGCCUCUUGACAUAAUUAUAGUAUUUACUUAGAAAUACUUUAAAAUGUUUCAUGAGCACUUAAUGCAUCUAAGGACUACCAUAUAUGUCUAUGGAACAGAGAUUUACCCCCAGAGAAAACAAAUUGAAUCUGUAGUUUGUUCCAAUCUGUUUUUCAUAACUCCAUUUGUAUAAUGAACAGGUUUGCAGAUAGUGACUGAUAGGAUGCUCUGCUUCAUGGACUAAAGUGAAUGAACUGAUCGAACAAUUUUUUGAGUUUAUCAAUAUCUAGUUUAGAAGAAGAUUCACUGUCUUAAGGCAUGUCCUUGAUUUAAAAAAAAAAAAAAAUAGCUGUGAGGCGUGGAAUCGUUCAGAUUUAAGAAACUAUACAAGAUGGCUCUAAAGUCUUUACUGUAUAAUUUCUUGUUCCACAGGAAUAAGCAUGAAACAUUGGAACCAUAUGAGGGAGAAUUUUCUUAAAUGCUGUCUUAGAUAGCAUUUUUGAGAGAGAGAUUCUCUGUAUAUUACAUUUUUCAUUAACAUCAGGUUCUCAAAUGUAAUUUUUUUUCACCCAGUGAUACUUUCUCUUCUGUACCUCCUCCUCCUCCUUUUCCUCUUUUUAAAAAUUUGGGUAGUCUUGUUCAUUGAAUACUUUUACUAAAUUGCAUUAUGGGAUUCAUCUACAAAGAGAAAUUUUCAUUUUUUGUAGUUAUCAAGAUACCAUCUAUUGUAAAUGAUUCAGCAUAAUGAGAGAGAAUGAGAAAGAUGACUUUUGUUAACUAAGGACACGUGCCUGGUCACGUGAAUAAUUAGAGUAGUAACAAAACUUGGUGAUAGGGGAUAAAUAUAUCUUAUCUUAAUGACAUUUUGUUAAAUUAAAAAAAAUAAAGAAAUAUAACUAGGGUCAAAAUUAUACACUAUAAAGUUGUAUUUUUAGGAGACAAAUUAUAGCAAUAAAGAACCUCCUGAAACCUUCUCCUUUUUAUAUUACAUUCCUGAUUCAGGACUCCUACAAAUGCAAGCAUUUAGUUGUAUUGGGACUUACUAGGAAAUGGAAGGCAGAACAGCAGCAUUGGGGAAAUGUACUGGUUCCUGUCAAUGUUUGGCAGCUUUAUAGGAGUGAGAUUUCUUAUGAUAUAACUUUUAACCUAAAGACCCAAGAGAUCUAGUGUAUCAGAUCUGUAGAUUCUACUGUUUUUAUUGCAAUAAAAAUCUUGUUUAGGAUCUGUGGUAGUGUUCAGUUUAUUAAACCUAGCAACACAUGCAGGCUAUUCUUUGGGAAACAAGGCGAAUUAUUGUAAUUAGAAAUUCAUCAGUCAUUGAUUGGCAUAGUUCAUUACUAACCAAGCAAUUUAGAAAAUUUAAAAAUCAGUCUUUUUAUAAAACUUGAAAAAUAUGUUAGUAAAGUUCUAGUUUUACAAAAUUGUUAUUCAUUGGAACUUUUUCCUUGUAUGCUAUGCAAAUGAAAUAUUGAUUCAGUGGAAAAGAACCAGCAAUCCUUUGGGCUAUGCUAUUAGCAAAUUUCUUUUCUUAACCCCACCUGUCAUUUUUACCUGAUGUCACCCUUUAACCCAGUUUGUCAUACCUAGGCUUUCUGGUGUCAUCUGCUCUAGAACUAAAGGUGUUUGAAAUUAGUAUGCUUUGUAUUUGUUAAUACUUUACAAGUAGUCAGAGGAAAUAACGUUCUUGUCUAAAACUAGAAGUAAUUUAAUUGAUUUUAUCUAGUAGUUUGUACUCCUGUGCAUAUCUGUUAUUUAUUUUAGCAUAUCCACGGGUGGGAAAAGGCGGGGAAACACAUCAGAAAUUUAAAACCUGCAUGAGAAAUCAAAUGCAACUGUAUCUGCCUGCCUUUUAAAGAAAUACAAGCAUUACAAAAAAAGUGUUCUGGAAAAUUUGGCUCAGUUUCCCUGUCCUUAGAUUGUUAAUUUGUGGCAGAGACAUAUGUGGUCUGCACUGUUUUGAUUGGAGAACAUAUCAUCUUCUUCAUCUUGAAUUCUCCUCUGUGGCUUGAAUGUUAGUCUGAAGCUUUUAGAAAAAUACUCCCAAAUGACUGUGCUUCAUUUAGCAGAGGGACAGCAAUAAAGUCCUAAUCAAUUGUGAUUUAAUAUGACUGUAAUAAAUUAGUAGUUGGAUUGGAACAAAUCACUUGUUUUAAUUUUUCUCUUGCUUCCUUCAAAGGAGGAGAGGCUUCUCCUUGCUAAAUGAACUUAUUUUAGGUGAGGGGAGGUAAAAGUUCUUGUCCAAGACUUUCAUUUUACUAAGCUCUCUUCAGAAACUUCAGAAUUAUUUUUAAGUGGCAUUUGUGCUUUAUUGGACCUAAAUUUACUAGGGAAAGUAGUUGGUAUAUUUUAGAUAACACACAAAGAAGUAGAGUAGGUGGUUAUUUAGAGAAUAUAUAAAAGAAAAAUAGUAAAUUGGCCUUGGGUUUUUUUAAUCCCUGAAGAAAAAAAAACCGCCCCAAUCAACAUCCUGUGUCAUUCAUGCAGUCCCAUCUUGGUUCAGAGAUCUUUUCCAGAUUAAUUGGGACUUUUCUAUCAGGUUUAUGAACCUUUUGAAGAUGAAACAAGGGAGGGGUACUGAUAAAGGAAACCAUUGCUUGGUGUACAUGGGUGGAGGGAGAGGAAACCUGAUUAACUUCAAGAGAAAACUCAAAUUGUCGAAUGCAAGAUUUGUGAACACUGACCACUACCAGAAGCCUAUAUUCUUGUUGGUCAUAAUUACAUGACCAGCCUUUUCCCAGCUUCUUGGAACUGAAUUAAAAGAGUGAUUCUGACCACCUUGUUGGUAGGGUCAGGUUUGGGUCCCAGCAGUAGACUGUCUUGAAAGGUUUGUUUUAGCUGGUUCCUGUACAGACGUUUUUAAAUAGAAUGGAUUUGUUAGUGUUCUUUUUAUUGUAGUACUCUUACUGGCUGCCCUGUGUCCAAAACAAGUGAUUGCAUGCAACAAAAGUACAAAUGAAAAGGACCCAAUAAUAGUUCUCCAUAUUUUGUUAUUGAGUAGACACAGGUUUCUUUUUUAUCAUUUUUUAAAAAUACUGUUUUUCAGACAGUUAUGUUGGUACUUUUUUUUUUUUUUUUAAAGUUAGGUCAGUGUUGUCUUCCAAAAUGUUAAAAAGCAUCACUCACUUCUGCAUUGAACUUAAGGUGUCAACACGAAGGUGUGGAAAAUCCAUCCUGAGCCAGUUCAAUUAUGUGUAAAUUCAUACUUUUUUAUUUUUUAUGCAAUCCGAUGAGUAGAUGAGCUCAGAUUUAAAAUUCUUAAAAAAGCACGUUUAUUGUAACAAGAAUUGUUAUGUAUUAAUACUUCAGUUUUCAAUAAAGAUUGACUUGUGUUGCUUA
Messenger RNA from Sarcophilus harrisii (Tasmanian devil), 6560 nucleotides. It is a transcript of the gene FAM168B, whose product is annotated as family with sequence similarity 168 member B. Bases 476 to 1063 code for a protein of 195 amino acids. The transcript is spliced from 7 exons. Lineage: Eukaryota; Metazoa; Chordata; Mammalia; Dasyuromorphia; Dasyuridae. The record is from RefSeq and is a predicted model, not a curated record.